CGAAUAGACAGGAAGAAAACUCCUGUUUGAAAUUAUUGGCGCUUGUUGUGCUAGCCGUAGCUACGUGUUGCUAACGAGUUUCUUCUUAUUUUGGUCCGAGCUAAUUAUAUAAGGAAUAAGGGGUUGUGUAAAGACAAGCAGCCACUGUUUUAACAGCAGAAUUCAAAUCACGACAGCACCAUGGCGGAAAGUGAGGUAUGCAGCCAUGUUAAAGUUGUCGUUCGGGUUAGGCCGACCAACGACAUUGAGAAGAAGGAAAACUGUCGCAAUGUGGUCCAAGUUGUCGACAGCCACAUGCUUAUAUUUGACCCCAAGGAAGAGGACAUGUCCUGUUUUGGGGCACAAAGAGUUAGGGGUCGAAACCUCAACAAGAGAGCGAACAAGGACCUGAAGUUUGUCUUUGACCAUGUUUUCGAUGAGAACUCUACUCAAGUUGACAUUUUUGAGAACACAACUAAAGGAGUGCUUGACGGUUUAAUGAAUGGAUUCAACUGCACAGUGUUUGCUUAUGGUGCUACCGGAGCUGGUAAAACCCAUACCAUGCUGGGCUCACAGAAUGACCCUGGAGUCAUGUACCGCACAAUGAAAGAGCUGUUCAAACGAAUGGAUGAUGCCAAGGAAGAGAAAGAGUUUACGGUUGCUUUUUCCUACCUUGAGGUUUACAAUGAACAGAUCCGAGAUUUGUUGGCUAAUGUUGGGCCUCUUGCUGUCAGAGAGGACAGCUCCAAAGGAGUCGUGGUUCAAGGCCUCACACUCCAUAAGCCUAAGUCUGCAGAGCACAUUCUUGAGGCUUUGGAUUCAGGCAAUCGAAUCAGGACGCAACACCCAACAGAUAUGAAUGCCACUUCCUCUCGAUCUCAUGCUGUAUUUCAGAUAUAUUUGAGGCAGCAGGACAAAACAGCCAGCAUAAACCCUAAUGUCUGCAUAGCCAAAAUGAGCUUGAUUGACUUAGCAGGCUCAGAGAAGGCCAGCGCCACCAAUGCCAAGGGGGCACGCCUACGAGAAGGUGCUAAUAUUAACCGCUCCCUUCUGGCCCUUGGAAAUGUUAUAAACAGCCUUGCAGACCCAAAGAGUAAGAAGGCACAUAUACCAUAUCGAGACAGCAAGCUGACGAGGAUACUUAAAGACUCCUUGGGGGGCAACUGCAGAACUGUUAUGAUUGCCAAUGUUAGCCCAUCAUCCAAGUCCUACGAUGACACCCACAACACACUUAAAUAUGCCAAUAGGGCCAAAGAGAUAAAGUCCUCGCUCAAGAGCAAUGUUGUGAGUCUCGACAGCCAUAUUGGUCAGUAUGCUGUAAUCUGUGAGAAGCAGCGGCAAGAGAUUAUCCAGUUGAAGCAGAAACUAAAAGAAUAUGAGGCUAAGAACACAAUGCCUGUGGCUUCCAACGUCAUCUCUUCCCAGAAACAAGAAGAGUUCAAAAGAGUGUCAGAGGCUCUGCGGAGCAUCUUCUCCAGCCGUGCUCACAUCAGACGAGAGCAGCUGGACCUGGAGAGGCGACUGAAGGAGAAUGAGCUGCGCCAGCGCUACAGUGAGGAGAGUAACCUACAGGUCCAACAUUUCUGUGCCAAAGAAAAGAUGGAAAAGGCUACUUGUAAACACGAACGAAAAAUUGCCAGCUUACGCACACAGCACCAGCACAUAUCCAAACGUCUGAAGGAAGAAGAGACGCGUUUCCUGGAAAAUGAUGGCUUGCUUCAUCGCAUUGAAAAUGAGAUUAAGCUGCUAAAGUCAAAUAAUCCGACCUCAGAGGUUUUAGAGAAAGAUUUGCACUGCCACAGACUAGAGCUACAAGUGAAUGAUCUCAAACAGCACAUCAAGCAAAUGGUGGAGCUCACUACUCUGCAGGAUCAGGAGAAUCAGCGCAUGCAGAAAAUGGUAAACAUCCUGUUGCCUGCUUACAGUAGGCAGUACUCUGCAUUGCAUGGUGCUGGCUUGGUCAGUGUAGCAGAUGAGAUGGAAAACCAAGAACUGGAGCACGUUGUGUUACGGGAGCGAGGUGUGGUCUGGGCAGAUCAGGAAGGAACAGAGCAGCAAGGGAAAAGUGAAGCGAUUGGUGACAGCUCACUGGAAACAUGUCGAGCAAGAACAACUAGGCUCCACAACGACCUGGCUCCUGUCCUGUCUUUCUCACAUCUGCAAUACCACCAGAGUAGCCCCUGCAGUGCUGAGAGGCACACUAACAGAGCCUUACUCUGCAGUGCAGCCCAAAAACCAAAAGAUGGAGUUCAGCCUGAUAAUUUGGGAGACAAGCCGCUGAAAGUGCCCAGCAGGAGAAAUCUGUCCACAUUGCUCCCGCCAAAAAGCCCUCUGAACACUGUAAAGUCUCAAGCGUUCGAGGACGGCAUGUUCCCACUCCAAUGCACACCAGAACCUGCUCAGCAGCUGCUUCCCUGCUCCAGCUCCAUGGAUCCAAACGUGACAUUUGAAGUCGUCGACAAUGAAGACGAGAGUCCAAGCAAUGCAACCAUUAUUAUUAACGACAGUAGUCCGUGUCAAGCAUCGACAUCCAAAAACGUCUCAGGCCCAAGUCAGCCAAGGGAAACACACAGAGCAUCUGAGAGGAACCAGACUGCUGUCAAAAGACAAUUCGUCGCUCCUUUGCAAGAGACAAAACGAACGAACCCGACCUACAUGGAGAUGACAUCAGCUGCACAAGGAAAACGUAAACUCAACUGCAACUUCAACGAGUUCCAGGGUUCCACAGCAUCGAAACGGAUAAAGAAAGACCCCUCCGUCGUUCAGGGGCCCGUCAGAGUGCCACGUUUCACAGGUUCGGAGUACAAGCCCCGCAGAGUUGUUAGGAGCGUCUCCGAGGGAAACCUCAGUGGCAUUGAACGUCAGAAACACAAAUCCCUUUUCUACAAAACAUCCCAACACAUCAAACGAGUGGCUAAGCGGAUCUAAACACGUUUAGAUCAGGCCUUAGUGUUUUUUUUGGCCUUUCAUCUAAUUUUACCAGUGAUUAUUCACUUGAUCAAGCAAAGAUCUACCAGCAAAACAUGGUCUGUUGUGUAGAUUUGCUCCAGCAGCCAUGCUCAUGUGAUUUUUAAAUAAAGUGUAGAUAUUUGUUGUGUAGAUUAAUGUGCUUACUUUCUCUUUAGCUUUUGGAAAGCUAUUCAAAACACUUGUGCAUAACAUACACAAGAAAGCAAAGAGUCCUGUGGCUGAUCUUUCACAAACAUUUGCAACUUAGAGGAUGUAUGUAGAAAAAAAAUUUCAGAAGGCAGCUAAAGAAGCUGAUAUUGCUCUAUUUAGAGUGGUUUUGUUUGUCAUGUUUUAAAUGUAUGAAUAAUAAAACUGAUUUACUUUAUGUAGCUUUAAUAAGUGUUUGUUAUAGACCAGCUUGUUAUUAAAUGCAGAAAUCCCUUUUUAAAA
Cyprinodon tularosa is the source of this 3378-nucleotide messenger RNA. RefSeq names its product kinesin family member 18A (gene kif18a). Gene Ontology annotation, biological process: mitotic spindle organization; microtubule-based movement. The coding region runs from base 181 to 2907 and encodes 908 amino acids. The record is from RefSeq and is a predicted model, not a curated record. The transcript is spliced from 18 exons. Gene Ontology annotation, molecular function: microtubule binding; microtubule motor activity; ATP binding. Lineage: Eukaryota; Metazoa; Chordata; Actinopteri; Cyprinodontiformes; Cyprinodontidae.